Molecule: messenger RNA, 2229 nt
Organism: Stereum hirsutum FP-91666 SS1
Lineage: Eukaryota; Fungi; Basidiomycota; Agaricomycetes; Russulales; Stereaceae
Exons: 13
Coding region: 1-2229 (742 amino acids)
Biological process (GO): RNA processing
Cellular component (GO): nucleus
Molecular function (GO): RNA binding
Source: RefSeq, a predicted model, not a curated record
AUGGACAAAACGAAAACGAGACUGGCCGCAUUCUUUGACAAUGAUGACGAAGAGUCCUCAUUCCCAUCAAAACAAGUAGACGACCAAAAACUAUCCCAAUAUGCUCAAGGUACCGCACGCAAGUCUAAACGCGAGAAAGAGAAGGAGGCCGCAGAAGCAAAGAGAAGGGAGGAAGAAGAAAACGCUGCGAGGGCUUAUGCCGAGUUUUUGGACGCUUUUGAGGGAGAGGAGGUCAGCAAGAAGAGGACUGGUGCGAAUUUUGUGAAGUCGGGAGGCUCGAAGGAAGGGCAGGAUGUGGAGGUGUAUAGGCCUUCGCAACACAGGGUAGAGAACACUUCUAGGUCUGCGCGGGCCAUUCAGCCUCCAUCUCCACCGGCGGAACCUAGGCCAAAGGGUAAACGAGCCAUGGACGCGUUUCUAGAGGAGAUCAAGAGAGAGCAAGCAGAUAGAGAGGCCAGAUAUUCGAAGACCGCUGCAAUAGGUCAUGGGCGAUCCGUGACUGCUAUGGCAGCGUACGAAGGCCAGAGUGGCAGUAAAGACCGCGGUGACCCAGAGACGUCCAAUGUCUUCGUCGCCAACCUCCCUCCCCAUGUCACAGAACAGUCCCUCGGCAUCUUCUUCGCUCGCGCAGGCCCUGUUGGCUCUGUCAAAAUCAUGUGGCCCCGUGGCGACACUGGUCAAGGUCCCGGCGCCGACAUGACCAGCAGUCGGCGUACUAAGAACGCAGGUCUCUCCGGUUUCGUCUCUUACAUGAAGCGGCGAGACGCAGAGGAAGCUCUUCGCGAAUUCGAUGGGUUCGAGUGGGGCGGGAGUGUGUUGAGGGUGGGUUGGAGCAAGGCCGUCCCGGUGGCGGCGAAGCCUAUGUUCGGUAGACACAAACGCCGGCACUACGACUCCAGAUCCCGCUCUCCUUCGCGUUCACGCUCACGUUCUGACUCCAGAGACAGGUAUCACCACCGUUCCAGCCGUCACUCUCGUAGUCGAUCUUACUCUCCUGCUCGUUCUCCUUCCCCGCGCGGCCGCCCACGUCACACCGGCUCCCGCUCCCGUUCCAGAUCUCGGUCUUGGUCCCGAUCUCGCUCACACGACCGGCGUCGGUCGAGGUCGUAUGAGAGACGCAGGAGCAGAUCUCCACGUAGACAUGCGCGCUCGCCGAGUAAUGAGGACGAUGUCACAGAUACGUUUAUUAGGACUGUGGCUGCUGAGGUGAAGGGGCACGGAAAGAAGUAUGAGGAGAGUUUGAAGGAGAGGGAGAAGGGGAAUGCGAAGUAUCGAUUUUUGACGAAUCCGAACCAUCGACGUCAUAGGUAUUACAAGUCGUUGGUUGAGCGUGAACCUAACGAUGAGCUGCAAUUCGACGAUGAGGGAUACAACAGCAUUUACUCCACUGACUCCGCCGAAGAGUCAGAGCGUGAGCGCACCCGAAAGACCAAACUUGGUAGACUGGCUCGAAAACGGUUCGAAGCUAUGCUUCGAGGUUUAUCCGGUACCAGAGGCGAACUCGCUCGAUGCAUGGCCUUCAGCUUGGAGCACGCGGAAGCCGCGAAUGAGGUCUCAGACAUAAUAAUCUCAACCCUCAUCGUCGACUCCACACCCGUCCCACGCAAACUCGCCCGAUUGCACCUCAUCUGCGACAUCCUCCACAACUCCGCCGCGCCCCUUCCCAUGGCCUGGAAAUUCCGCCAAGAGUUUCAAUCCCGCCUCGGGCUCGUCUUCGACCAUUUCUCGACGAUCUAUCAUAGUUUUCCCGGAAGGAUCACGGCGGAGACGUUCAAGAAGCAAAUCACGGGCGUUGUGGAUGUGUGGGAGGACUGGAUCGUCUUUUCUCCGGACUUUACUAGGGAGUUGAGGGCAAGGUUGGAAGGACAGGUGGAACAGGAUGAGAAGGAUGGGAAUGUAGCUGAGGAGAAGGGAGUGGUGGCAGAAGGGAUGGAAGAGAAGGCGCCGGCGUUUGGAUCGAAGUUUAAGGCUAGUUCGUUCAGGCCUGCUGAAGCAGUUGUCGAGCCUGCCGUCGUACCCGUUGCUCCCGACGACGGGGAACCGAUGGACGAGGGAAGUGAUAUAGAUGGGAAACCUGUGGAAGAUGAUGUUGACGGUCAGCCGUUGACGGAAGAUGUUGAUGGGGAACCGAUGGUGGAGGGAGAUGUGGAUGGGGAGCCAAUGGCGGUCGAGGAAGAUGUUGACGGUGAACCACUGGACGAUGACAUCGAUGGGGCGCCGAUUGAGUGA